Lachnellula hyalina is the source of this 852-nucleotide messenger RNA. RefSeq names its product Syntaxin-8A (gene syn8A). The record is from RefSeq and is a predicted model, not a curated record. Gene Ontology annotation, molecular function: SNAP receptor activity; SNARE binding. Lineage: Eukaryota; Fungi; Ascomycota; Leotiomycetes; Helotiales; Lachnaceae. The transcript is spliced from 2 exons. Gene Ontology annotation, biological process: vesicle fusion; intracellular protein transport. Gene Ontology annotation, cellular component: SNARE complex; endomembrane system. The coding region runs from base 1 to 852 and encodes 283 amino acids.
AUGGCAAAUCCCAAUCAGUACUUCCUGUUGGCGGAUCACAUCAAGCUCUCCUUAUUGGAAAGACAGCGGGCCAUUUCAUUAAACCUAGAACCGACAUCUCAAGAUGGCCAUAUAUCCAGAUCUCUAGAUUCAUUGCGGGAAGGAUUGGAGAGCGUCACAAACGAACGGAUACGAUUAGAAGAAGCAGGAGAGACGUCAGCAUCUCUCACUAUGCAAGAAACGGAACACAAACUACAAAUACAGUAUAAUGAUUUAGCAUCCCAGUUCCGCGGCACUCCAACAGAUACCACCGCCUCAACAAUGUCCCAACCCAACAACCCCUCUCUUUCCAGCGACUUCACACGAGCCUCCGAACGACCUCGAAUUACGUCCUCUUCCUCCUUUCUCAAGAAAUCUCUCCGCGGUACAGAUAGCGCAGCCGCAACCAACUCCCCCAAAUCAGUCCGCUUCUCAGACGCACCAAUCAUCCAAGACGAAGACGAGGCUCGAAAUGCCCUCUUCCCCUACCGGGACGAUCCUACAUCUGGACCUCCCGAUCAAUCACAUCUCGAUAACCAGCAAAUCCAUACCUAUCACUCACAAGUCCUGGCUGAUCAGGACGAGGCGCUGGAUCGGUUAGGGGAGUCGAUAGGGAGGCAGAGGGAGCUGAGUAUUCAAAUAGGAGAUGAGUUGGACGAGCAUGUGCAGAUGCUGGAUGAGGCGGAUGGGCAUGUGGAAAGACAUACAACGACGUUGAAUAAGGCGAGGAAAAACCUGGGGACUGUUGCGAGGAAAGCGAAAGAUAAUAUGCAGUUGACGAUUAUUUUGAUCUUGAUCAUCAUCCUUGUUUUGCUUAUCAUCAUACUUAAAUAG